Iphiclides podalirius (scarce swallowtail) is the source of this 483-nucleotide messenger RNA. NCBI's taxonomy places the organism in Eukaryota, Metazoa, Arthropoda, Insecta, Lepidoptera, Papilionidae. The record is from the annotation of a GenBank genome assembly.
AUGUCUUCGUCUGGCCCGACCGCUGAAAGUCCCAUCUAUGGACCCUUCUUUGGAGUUAUGGGGGCGGCGUCCGCUAUCAUCUUUAGCGCGCUGGGAGCCGCCUAUGGUACCGCCAAGUCGGGUACCGGUAUCGCCGCCAUGUCGGUGAUGCGGCCCGAGCUGAUCAUGAAGUCCAUCAUUCCCGUAGUCAUGGCGGGUAUCAUUGCCAUUUACGGUCUGGUCGUGGCCGUCCUGAUCGCCGGUUCCCUUGAGAGCCCACCAGCAUACAGCCUCUUCAGAGGAUUCAUCCACCUUGGUGCCGGUCUCGCUGUAGGAUUCUCAGGUCUCGCCGCUGGUUUCGCCAUAGGCAUCGUCGGUGAUGCCGGUGUCCGCGGCACGGCGCAGCAGCCCAGGCUAUUCGUCGGAAUGAUCCUCAUUCUCAUCUUCGCCGAGGUGUUGGGUCUCUACGGGCUCAUCGUCGCCAUCUACCUUUACACGAAGCAG